GACAAGCGGAAGUGGAAUUGUGUCAUUAAAAUUCACCAGGAGGCAUCGACUCCGUGAGAGGUUACAUUAUUGGCGGGCGGGAGGACACACACACACGCACGCUCACACGCACGCACACAGCUGGUGUGCCUUAUCCAGCAGGAGGAGGAGGACGAAGAAGAAGAAGAAGAAGAAGAAGAAGAAGAAGCUCCGAGGCUCCAAUGCGCGUCCUUCGGUGUCCAAUUCCAGACCAAGUUCGAGGAGGCGAGAAGCUCCCCCAUGGAGACCCAUGCGGAAGACUGACACAACCAGGAGGAAGAGGAGAAACAAGGAUCAAGUCCCGGUAAAGCGGAGGAGCCGGGAGCCAGAGCGAGCUAUGCCAUCUCCCGCAGAGCGGAGCCCAGUCCUCCUGCGUCGCGUCUCGGAGCUGCAGCAUGGCGCCCCUCUCCGGACUCCGGAGCUACCGCCUCGCCCCCGGGAGACCGCUGUCCUUCCUCCCCGCCGGAGCUUUGCCGCCGCCGCUGCUGCUGCUGCUGCUGCUGCUGCUCCUCGCCGGAGCCCCGUCGUCCCCGGAGCCGUGCCCGCUGCCCCCGCCGUCGUGCCGCAUCCUCGCCCGGAUAGGACACACCGUGCGCCUGGGCGCGCUGCUGCCCGCCCGCCAGCCGGCCCGGAUACAGAACGCGCUCAACCGCGCCCUAGCUAGCCUCCGGCACCAAAGCGGAGCGUCCGACUCCUCCGCCGGCACCGGCACCACCAGCAACCCGUCCCGAACCCCGCCGCUGCUCCCCUACAACCUCAGCCUGGACAUGGUGGCUCGCUCGCCGGCCGGCUGGGACCCGGUGUCGCUGUCCGGGUGCGCUUGUCGGGAGCUGGUGGUCCGGGAGGUCUCCGCCGUGCUCGCCUUCCCUCGCUCCGCGGAGGAGCUCGUCCAGGUGGAGUUCCUCUCCUCUUUUCUGGAGAUCCCCUUCGUCUCCAUCCUGGAGGACACGGAGCCCCUCGUCACCGAGAACCUGUUCCACCUUCAGAUGUCGGCUCGUGUGCCUCCGUCUUCCCUGGGAAGCCUGCUGCUGGCCGUCCUGCAGGGGGGCGACGGGGCCCAGGAAAGGGGCGCUCAGGAGGAGGGCGCCUGGGGCGGCGCCGCCGUGCUGUGCCCCGGCUGGGAAGAAGGCAGCGACGGGUUGCUCUCCCACCUGCAGACCCACAGCGGCGCCGCCUGGCACCUGUGGGACGUCAUCAACCUGACCCACAUCACAGGGGGAGGCGGGGACAGGAGGGGCGAGGCCAGCGAGGAACGGCGUGAGGACCAGCGUGAAGAAGAGGCCUUGCGGAUCCUCUCCACCAGUUUCCUGCGCUCCGCCUCGCCGAUCUCCAGCGUCCUCCUCCUCGGUUCCGACCCGGAGUGUCUCUCCUCCGUGCUGCGGGUCGCCCAGAGGCUCGCCCCGUCGCUGCCGGCGCUGCAGUGGAUCAUGGGAUAUCCCUUGUCUCCGGACUCCCUGCACACCUUGGGGGGUCCCCUGGGCCUGCUGGCUUACGGCGAGGUCGGACGGAAGCCCAUCAGCUUUUACAUCCGGGAUGCCCUGCAGCUGAUUGGCCGAGCCCUCACCGUGGCCGCCGUGACCAGGCCCGACUUGGCGCUGAUCCAGAACACGGUCAACUGUUACGACAAACCGGCCCGACGAGAGGCGCUUUCUUCGGGACGAUACCUGUCCAGGUUUUUCACCAACACCUCCUUCACCGGCGCCACCGGUCCGAUCCAAGUGGACUCCAGUCUCUCAAGGGUGUUGUCCUCACAGCUAUUCCACGUGUGGAGUCUCAAACGGGGCGCUCUGGGCCAGCCGGCGUGGGUCACUGUGGGUCAGUGGUCCCGAGGUAGACUCGAGUUGGAAGGCGGCGUCCUGGGAAUCGGGGGCUUCGGGAGCAGCCAGGGACAAGGUCUCGGCGCCGGAGUGAGAGGAGGCGACGGACAGGGGGAUUCGAACGUGGGCGGACGAUGGAGGCCGGGACUUUCCGUGGAGGGCCACCGUCUCCGAGUGGUGACGUUGGUGGAACAUCCGUUUGUGUUCACACGCGAGGUGGAUGAGGAUGGACUCUGUCCGGCCGGUCAGCUUUGCCUGGAUCCCAGAACCAACCGUUCCGACGUGAUCCAAGGACUCUUUAACCAGCUGCACAAUCCCAACGCGUCCACAACGGACUGGGAAGGCGGCCUUCCGGAAGAUCUGAGGAAGUGCUGCUACGGCUACUGCAUCGACCUCCUGGAGAAGCUAGCCGAGGACAUGGGCUUCACCUUCGACCUCUACAUCGUGGGAGACGGGAAGUACGGCGCCAUGAGCGGGGGCGGUCGCUGGACCGGUUUGGUGGGCGACCUCAGGAGCGGCACGGCCGACAUGGCGGUCACCUCCUUCUCCAUCAACUCGGCCCGGAGCAGAGUCAUCGAUUUCACCUCCCCGUUCUACUCCACCAGCCUGGGCAUCCUGGUUCGCAGUCGGGACACCGCCGCCCCAAUCGGAGCGUUCAUGUGGCCCCUCCACUGGUCCAUGUGGGUGGGCAUAUUUGUCACGCUGCACCUCACCGCGCUCUUCCUCACCCUGUACGAGUGGAACAGCCCCUUCGGCAUGACCCCCCAGGGGAGGAACAGGAUGCGCGUCUUCUCCUAUUCCUCCGCUCUCAACCUCUGCUACGCUAUACUGUUUGGACGUACGGUCGCCACCAAGACCCCCAAAUGUUGGACUGGUCGCUUCCUGAUGAACCUGUGGGCCAUCUUCUGCCUCCUCGUGCUCUCCAGCUACACGGCUAACCUGGCAGCCGUCAUGGUCGGCGAAAAGACCUUUGAGCAAGUCUCGGGAAUCCAUGACGACAAGCUGCACCAUCCCUCCCUGGGCUUCCGAUUCGGCACGGUGAGGGAGAGCAGCGCCGAGGAUUACAUGAAGAAGAGCUUCCCCGAGAUGCACGACUACAUGCGGCGCUUCAACCAGCCCACCACCCCCGACGGCGUGCACAUGCUCAAGACAGAUCCCCCCACGUUGGACGCCUUCAUCAUGGACAAAGCCCUGCUGGAUUUCGAGGUGUCCAUCGACGCCGACUGUAAGCUGCUCACGGUGGGAAAGCCGUUCGCCAUUGAAGGUUACGGCAUCGGACUCCCGCAGGGCUCACCUCUGACCCGCAACGUGUCGGAGUUUGUGAGCCGCUACAAGUCGGACGGCUUCAUGGACAUGCUGCACGACAAAUGGUACAAGGUGGUGCCCUGCGGCAAGCGCGUCUUCGCCGUGACCGAGACGCUCCAAAUGGGAAUCCAGCAUUUCUCCGGCCUCUUCGUGCUGCUGUGCAUGGGAGUGGGCGGAGCCUUGCUGACCUUGGCAGGUGAGCACACCUUUUACCACCUGGUCAUUCCUCGCCUCCGACGCAGACACACGCUGCAGUACUGGCUACACACCAGCCAGAAAAUUCACAGAGCUCUUCAUACGACGUACGAAGACGAAGGCAAGGAGCUGACGGGCCUCGAGCAAAACACCUCCUCCUGCAUCUCGGAGAACUGCACCCUGCACAGGAAGCAGCACCAGCCGCCCCCUCCGUCCCCCCCCAAGUCGCUCCCCGCGUCCUCCUCCGCGGCCGACAGCGGCAGCUCCUCCUCGCCGUCCCACGAGCCCAAGGAGAAGCGGGUGCACUUUGACCUGGAGACGCUCCACAGCUACCGCUUGCGCACCCACACCGCCUCGGUGCGAGGGCGCCCCGGCAUGGUGGGGCGUCCCGGGCUGGGCCUCGGCGGCUUGGGUCUUCCCAGCCUGGGGGCCUUCACUCCGCCCUCGCAGAUCAGCCUCCAAGCCAACGGGGGCCCGGUCUCGGCGCUGGCGUCCGCCGGGUUGGUGCUGUCGCCGCUGGGGGGUCGAGGCGCCCAGACCAGCUUGUGGGAAGGCGAGCUGCAGGAGCUCCAGGGGAAGAUCGAAACUUUCCGGAAUCAACUGAGGGAGGCUCUAGCCAGGAGAGCGGAGAUCCAGACCAGCUUGGAGAGGGAGCGCAGCGGCAUGGUGCGCCGGGACACCAGCCUGGAAAGGGAGCGGGAGCGGCAGCAGGUCCAAACAAUCAGCACCGACAAAAGCAGCUCGGCUCAGCCCAAAUCCGACAGAGACAGACCCGGCCCGGUCGUGACCCUUAACAACCAUCCCACGAGCACCACUCCGCCCGCUGGCGCCCCCGGGACUCUUAAUUUCGGGAGGAGCACCCAAUUGAACACAAUCAACAGCCUGGACAGGGGGAGGGUUGCUCAGUUGCGCCCCGUUGACGCGCUGAUGGUGGACAGGACUGUGCAGUCGCGCGCCUCCGCCAGUCUGGAGCGCAGUCGCCUCGGCCAGUUGGCCCCCGGGGGCGCCCCGCCACGGAACACUUUGAGCCUGGACCGCCAGAAGGCCAGCUUGUCGCGUGUUCUUAACACUUUGGAGAGGACAAAAGCCAACCCGUCAAACGCAGGGGGCGGGACUUGAUCGACUUUGACCUUGAACUUAUAGUUGUGUCACACGGCCGCGGGAAGCCAUGACCUUCAGCCUCAUCACAGUAUCACAGUAUCACAGUAUCGCACAAAAGUAGUCAGUGUACAGCUUGUACAGGAGUAUCGGAAAGAAGUCAACACUCAGCAAUUAUGAUCGAAACAUCUGGCAACAUGACCCGGUAGCAAGCGUGGUGUGUUCUGGGGCCGCACGAGUGCUGCCGGCACUUGUCGGGAACUGAGGUUCACCUCGGGGGUAUUUUUGGACUCCUUAUUACUUUGAAAAAAAACUGCUUUUAGCUUCACAAUAUCACCGUACACGCUGGACUUCACCUCUUUACUCCAAUCCCGGCAGCACUCGUGUACCUUGUGUACGUUUAGACAAUACCGGCUGUGUGCUAACCCAAUCUACGCCGCCAUACGAGCUGUACACUGAAUACUUUAAAUGAUUGUCCAAGUACUGUAUGUCCCCUUCCAAGAUAUACUGGAAUAUUUGCCGAUACGCAAGGAGUACUUGUGAGAUACUGUAUUUAUAAACUGGUUACAAUCUGAAAUAGUUUUUAAAAAGCCUAAAUUUUCCACCAUCUUGAAAGACGCACACACAAGAGCACACUUCACUGCAGAAAUACUCUUUAAAUGUUCCUUUCAAUUUCCAGACAAUGCCCAAAUGGGUGCAUGAUGGUGGUCUACAAUCAUGCCAGUUCCAAUUAUCAACUAACUAAUGACCAAUGAUGAAUUAUUUUUACACAAAACCGGAAGAAACAUAAUUUAUGUGAUGACACGACAGUUAAUUUUCACGAUUUCACUCAAUAUGAAUGAUUUGCAGUGGAAACUUGGUUAGCAUCAUAAACCAACAAACAAACAGAUGCUAGCUGAGUCAUACAAAAUAAUGUAAAUCCAAGUCAUCCGUUCCAGUAAACCAAAAACAUAAUCACAUGAUCACGUCAUGUAGCGUUAUUAAUGCACUGCGGGAGUCCAACCUUUUUUUUUAAAUCCCAAAACGUCUUAAAUAAUCUUAAAUAACAAAAGCUAGCUUAAUAACAACAUGGUAUGACGUGUCAUGUGACGUCAUCAAAGGUUGACGGUCAAAAAUGUUAACACAAAACACGUUUUCAUUUUAUUACAUGCAGUAAUCACGUCCAAAUUCAUAUAAAUGAUGAAUGAAAGUAAUAAAUGAAUAUUUAAUGUUAUUUUUUUACGUUAAUUGAAGACGCGUUCUAUGUCGUGAAUGUUCAAAAAGGCACAAUAUGGCAGCGAGACACCUCACGGACAUCAUUUUCCUGUUUUGUCAGUUCUUGAACUUGAUAGUGUUUCUCACCUCAGUAACCCAAAAUUGAGCCAAAAAAGUUUAAAGUGCCAGUAUUUUGAUGAAAGAUGAAAACACGAUUAAAUUGAACCGAAAUGAAAUGAAUUCCAGAAAUAACUCAUUAACAAAACAGGAAAAUGUGUCCAUUAGUUGUCUUGCUGCUAUGUCGGGGCUUUGAGAGCACAUAUCAAGAAUCACGUCUUCAAGAGAGGGUAAAAGUACACUUAAAUGUUCAUUUUUCGAUUUCAUUCACCGUUUAUAUGCACUAGGAAUUGUUUUAAACAUUUGAAAGGAUAAGAUCGUGUUUUGUGUCGACAUUUUUGAGAGUCGACCGCUGAUGAGUGAUGACAUCAUAGACGGGCUACGGAGCUAACUUCCUGUUGUUAGCCAGCUAGCUUUUUUUGUUAAAAGCUAAGGACGUUUUUGUGAUUAAAAAGAACACAGUUGGUCGCUCGCAGUGUAUUAAUAACAUGACAAGACAAGCAUCAUUUUGUACAUUAACCAGAAAUGUACAUUAACAGUAGUGUUACAUAAAUAUUCGACACGCUAACCGAGGUUCCAGUGUUUUACUAAUUUACACACAAGUGAACUGCAAUAAUACUUGGUUAAUUUUAUGUUAGAAAUAUUUUUUUUUAUUUUAUUGCUUAAUUUAUUUAAACGAUAAUUUAUUUUUCACAUUAUUUUCAUUCAUUUCGUUUAAAAUUAAAGCGUGUGAAUUAGCCUUUUAUCAGUUAAAUAAUCAUAAUUGAACACUUAAUUCAAAUGGGGAUUUCAAAUGAACCCAAGUUGAAUCAUGUGACUUGCAGACUGCCAGCCAAUCCAUCAAAAGAAUAUGUAAAUAAUAAAGAAAACUGUAUAAUGAUAUUUUAUUAAGAAUAACGUGAAAUUCGCCAAAAAAAAGCUUGUAAAAAACAAUUAUUUUUGAUUUUUUUAAUUUUACCGUAUUUAAUUAAUUAUACCAUAUUUAAUGUAGUAAUAUAUAAUUUAUUAAUAUUUUUUAGCCAGUCCGCCAAAAGAAAAAAAUCUAACUACUAUCCAUAUUUCCGGGGCUGUCGAAUAUGGUCUUGUGCAAUUUGAAAUUCCACCACUAGAGGGAGCCAUUUCACUUCUUCCCGCGGCUGUGGAGGCCUGCAAGUGAGGACAUUUAUGAAACAAUCUAUUUUUAAACGGUGUGGAGAAAAAGAUGUCGGCCACUCCUGCAUCCAUGUCGUGUGUGGACGCCGGUCCGAGGUCAAAGGUCUGUCUGGACAUCCUCUGGAAGGGACGCUCAACUUGAGGCUUUUUAAACAUCUCAGCGCAGCUCUCAUAUUUCCAUGUGGAGCCUGAUUUAAAAAAAAUAUAUACAAAAAAAUACAUUUUCAAAUGUCUUAAUUCCCCGCCCUGAAGAGCUUGUGCUACUAAAUAUAGACGCAGAAUACUUUUCAUCUAUUAGACGGAACUGUAACAGCAUUUAUGGAGAUUUUAUGAUAUGGACCAAUUCAUGUUUUGAAAUAAAGCAUUUAUAUAUAUAUAUAUAUAGGAUAUAAGUUUAUACGGUAUUUCAU
This is a messenger RNA of Doryrhamphus excisus (bluestripe pipefish), 7306 nucleotides long. RefSeq names its product glutamate receptor, ionotropic, N-methyl-D-aspartate 3Ba (gene grin3ba). Lineage: Eukaryota; Metazoa; Chordata; Actinopteri; Syngnathiformes; Syngnathidae. Gene Ontology annotation, cellular component: membrane. Gene Ontology annotation, biological process: monoatomic ion transport. Gene Ontology annotation, molecular function: signaling receptor activity; ligand-gated monoatomic ion channel activity. The record is from RefSeq and is a predicted model, not a curated record.